Phytophthora sojae is the source of this 1264-nucleotide messenger RNA. RefSeq lists its product as hypothetical. The record is from RefSeq and is a predicted model, not a curated record. Gene Ontology annotation, molecular function: ATP binding; protein kinase activity. The coding region runs from base 41 to 1264 and encodes 407 amino acids. Gene Ontology annotation, biological process: protein phosphorylation. The transcript is spliced from 5 exons. NCBI's taxonomy places the organism in Eukaryota, Oomycota, Peronosporomycetes, Peronosporales, Peronosporaceae.
CGCUGUCCCGCCCGCCCUCCUCAUAGCCUACUGACUAACCAUGGGCGGGUGCUCGUCCAAGGAUCCGAAGGACUACGUCGCGCACGAAAACCAGCGCGGGCCCGUGCCCAGCGGGGCAGCCGACGGCUCGCGCCACCGCCAGGACAACCAGCACGAAGGCGGCGGGUCGAGGCGCGGCCGCCCCGCGGUGGACGCGCCCGAGCGCGCGGACCGGUCCAACCGGCGGCCCAACAACAACACGGUGGACUUCCAGGAGUUCAAGGACAAGGAGAAGAACGUGGUGGAGACGAUGCUCGAGAGCAACAAGGGCCUGCGCAUGGCCGAGAUCAAUUUCAACGACCUCAAGCUGCAGAAGAUCAUCGGCGCCGGCGCCUUCGGGGAGGUCAUCAAGGGCACGUACUGCGGCACGCCCGUCGUGGUCAAGCGCAUGCUGCGAAACAAGAUCACGGAGGACAACCUGCGCAUGUUCGGCGACGAGAUCCAGCUCAUGAUGAACCUGCGCCACCCCAACAUUGUGCAGUUCAUCGGUGCCAGUUGGAACUCGUACUCCAACAUCUGCUUUGUGACCGAGUUCCUCGAGCGCGGCGACCUAUUCGCGGUGCUGCGGAACCCGGAGAACAAGAUGACCUGGGCCAAGCCCAUUCUGCGCAUGACCAUCGACACCUCGCGCGGCAUGGCCUACCUGCACAGUAUGAAGCCCCCCAUUAUUCAUCGCGACCUCAAGAGCAUGAACAUCCUCGUUAGCUCGACGUGGGGCGCCAAGGUAAGCGACUUCGGCUUGAGUCGGGAAAAGUCCGUGGAUGAGACUAUGAGCGUGACCGGCACGCCCCUGUGGCUGCCGCCCGAGAUGAUCCGCGGAGAGCGCUACACAGAGAAGGCCGACGUGUACAGCUUCGGCAUUGCAGUGCUGGCGGAGCUAGACACGCGCAAGAUUCCGUACCACGACAUCAAGGCCAAGGGCGCGCGCAACAAGAAGGUGUCGGGCAGCACGCUGAUGCACAUGGUGGCCUACGAGAAUCUGCGCCCGUCGCUGAGCAAGAACUGCAUGGACAGCGUGCGCGACCUGUACAAGCGCUGCACGUCCGACGACCAGUCGGUGCGCCCCACCUUCGAGGAGAUCGUGCAGUUCCUGGAGAACGACGUGCGCAAGGAGACGCUCGUACGCGCGAACGAGGAGAUGAACGUAAUCGAGGAAGACCAGAACGGCUCGGACGUAUCUCCCGAGGAACUCGGCGUCCACCAUGCCACACGCUACGUCGAUUAA